Lottia gigantea (owl limpet) is the source of this 1180-nucleotide messenger RNA. RefSeq lists its product as hypothetical. The transcript has 3 exons. Bases 248 to 577 code for a protein of 109 amino acids. The record is from RefSeq and is a predicted model, not a curated record. Lineage: Eukaryota; Metazoa; Mollusca; Gastropoda; Lottiidae.
GUUGAGUACAGUCACGUUUACAUAACAAUACCUUUUCAAGUCACCAAGUUGGGUUCAGAAAAAUCAACGAAAAUGCAGAAUAUUAAAAUUUGUAUUGUUUUUUUUGGUUUUAGUGUCAGCUGUGUGUGUCAAUGGCACCUCUACCACUGCAGCUCCAGCUACCACUGCAGCCCCAACUACCACUUCAGAUUCAACUAAUAGUGCCGAAACUAGUUCACCUGGAACUUCUGGUGAAUCUAACGCAACUAUGCCUGCUGCUAUUCCCCCGACUACCGCAGCUCCUGUCAAAUUAGCUGAUAUUGAGCUUCCAGAAGAUAUUAAAACUAUUUUUGAUAAGUAUGCUACGAACAGUACCGUCAACUAUGAAGCCUUCUUAAAUGAUUUGAAGGGCGCUACAAGUUAUAACUAUUUGAUAGAUACGUUGAAAAUUGAAAAAGGAGAAUUUACUAAAGAUAAACUUGAAAGCCUUUAUAAAGAAUAUCUAGAGCCAGAGAAUAGUUCAAGUAGAAAUGGUGUUACUAUAGUAACAGUUGUCAUGGUUUCUGUGGUCUCAAUGUUGGUACCCUAUUUGAAAUAAUUCUGAUUGUUUUAUAUUUUAUCUUUGUGUUUGUAAUAUUUAGGGGGAUGGGGUGGGGCUAAUAUUUAGUAAUAAUACUCAACUACACGCUUUUAUAAUGGAGGUCUAGAUGUUGAUGGUUUUUUCUUGAAGGUUUCACUUCCCACUUAUGAUCUGGCAAAAUUGAUCUUCAGCAGAUGUUCAAGUCACUGGAAUAUUCAACCAAUGAAAUGCUCUGGUCUAUGAAAGAAUUAUCUCCUACAGGUGAGAAAUUCUGAGAACAUUUUUUUAAACUUUUGUCGAUGUGUAGCAGUAUUUUUGAUUGGUUAGAAGAUUAUGUGACGAUAUGACAAAUUUUGAUGCUUCUGGGUUAAAAUUCGACUGAACUGGGUUUGAAGAAGAAUUAUGUUAGAUCAAGAAUGGGGUAACCUGCGUAAAAACACAAAAUGAAACGCCUAGACUGACAUUAUAAUCAGAUACUUGCUAAGAUAAGAUAUAAUUUAUGAUUUAUAAACUUAUUUCCAGUUGUUUUGUAUGUUAAUUACCUCGAUUCUAUAAUAAUAUUUAUUUUUGUCCUAAAUUUUUUGUUCUUUGAUUUCUUUCCUAAUAAAUAUAUUUUCUGAU